Cucurbita pepo subsp. pepo (vegetable marrow) is the source of this 1152-nucleotide messenger RNA. NCBI's taxonomy places the organism in Eukaryota, Viridiplantae, Streptophyta, Magnoliopsida, Cucurbitales, Cucurbitaceae. The record is from RefSeq and is a predicted model, not a curated record.
AUGAACACUUUUGCUGAAUUAACAUUCAAUAUUGUUACUCUCGGAGCUAAGCCCGAUGAAAAGACCGAUGCUUCGCCUGUGCUUCAAACGGCAUGGGCUAAGGCCUGUGACUCAUCUGAACCGGCCACUAUUUACGUUCCCGAGGGUAUAUUCUUCGUUUUAAGUGUGAGAUUUAAUGGACCUUGUAAGAACAAUGCUAUUACUAUUCUCAUUGAUGGAACUCUUGUGGCUUCCUCGGACAUUCAAGUUUUAGCUAAUUCUAGUUCUUGGAUUUUGUUUAAUCACAUAAAUGGACUUUCCAUUACUGGCGGUAUUAUUGAUGGGCAAGGAACUGCCUUAUGGAAUUGUAAACGCUCAGGGAAGAGUUGCCCCAUUGGAGCUAGGAGUUUUCAAAUAAAUGAUGGAAAGAAUGUGAACAUCAAUGGAUUAUCUUCAAUUAACAGCCAAUUGUCCGGUAUUGUAAUGAAUCGGUGCCAAAACGUGCAUAUGACAAGAGUGAAUGUCUUGGCUGCAGGCGAUAGUCCAAACACUAAUGGCAUCCAUGUGCAAAUAUCAGAUGUGACCAUCCUCAACUCGAACAUUGGAAACGGUGACGACUGCAUUUCCAUCAGUCCAGAGACAUCCAACAUGUGGAUCGAAAGUAUUACACGUGGACCUAGACAUGGAAUCAGCAUUGGGAGCUUAGGGAUAGAGGUUGAGGAGGAUGGAGUACAUAACAUUACAGUGAAAUCAUCUACAUUCACGGGGACUCAAAAUGGAGUAAGGAUUAAGUCUUGGGGAAGACCAAGCAAUGGAUUCGCUACAAACGUUUAUUUUCAACACAUUAUUAUGGAUAAUGUGAAAAACCCAAUCAUAAUUGAUCAAAAUUAUUGUCCACCCUUCAAAGAAUGUCCUAUUAAAGUUAGCGAAGUAACAUACCAAGACAUCAAGGGAACUUCGGCCACUGAAAUAGCAAUCAAUUUUGAUUGUAGUCCAACAAAUCAUUGCACUGGAUUAAGCUUGAUAGACAUAAAUCUAACUUACGAGAAUCACAUCGCUAAAGCUUCAUGUAAAAAUGCUGAAGGAACUACCUCUAGUGUGGUUGAACCUUCUAGUUGUUUAGCAUGGACAAACUUUUAUCCAUAUACUAUAGAUCCUCUAGGUUAUUCUUAA